AUGAGAGAAAAUAGAUUGGAAUGGUUUUGGCAUAUCACGAGGAGAGAGAACUUAGAAGCAGUAAGCAUUAAAAUGAAAAUAGCCGUAGAAGAAAAAAAAGGGAGAGAAAGAUCAAAAAAUAGAUGGUUGGAUACGGUUGAGAAUGGUAUGAGAACGAUGGGUGUAUGUGAAAACGAAGUAGGAGAUCGGGUCAAGUGGCAGUUUAUGAUGAAGGUUAUCAGGGGCAGUCAAAUGCGGGGCUGA
This is a messenger RNA of Cinara cedri, 243 nucleotides long. The record is from the annotation of a GenBank genome assembly. NCBI's taxonomy places the organism in Eukaryota, Metazoa, Arthropoda, Insecta, Hemiptera, Aphididae.